Molecule: messenger RNA, 1639 nt
Organism: Tetranychus urticae (two-spotted spider mite)
Lineage: Eukaryota; Metazoa; Arthropoda; Arachnida; Trombidiformes; Tetranychidae
Molecular function (GO): protein binding
Source: RefSeq, a predicted model, not a curated record
CAGUUAGCUGUAAUCGGCUAAAUAUAGAUUUGAAGAAAUGACAUUGAACUUGAUUUAAACCUCAUGAUCUCUACUCAUCAUCAUCCUCAUCUCCUCAAAGCUGAUCAUGAUCAUUUUUCUGGUUAGCUUUGUAUUUUGGUGCAACAUUUUAAGUCGAUACAAAACCCAAAAGAUCAACCAAAGUAUCGAGUUAAUGUGAUCAAGUCUUUGUUUUGUUUUUUUUUCGUUUUCUCAAUUUUCUUUCCUAAUUUACUGAUUUAAUAACCAAUAAUGGUUUGUGAUUUUGACAGUUCAAUUGAAAAGCUUCCUGAUAAUGUAUUAUUCACCAUAAUCAACAAAGUUCAAUUCCUUGAUGAUCUGUUCAAUGUUUGUUUAGUUAACAGACGAUGGAAUGAUCUUGGUCAAUACAGAUUACAACACAUCAAACAUUUAAUUGGUUUACCAAAAGAUAGUCAAGUUACAAUCAAAGAUAGAGAGACUCUGUUUUUCAAUUCCUCACCGAUUCCAAGUUCAUCUCGAGUAAAACAAAUUUUACCAAAUAUUCAGACAAUUUUAAUUAAAGAAAAAUUGGAUUGUGAUAAAUUAUCAACUGCAGGGACAGCGGUAAGCUGUUGUAAACAAGAGGAGUUCCCAGGCCGGGUAGAGCUGGCAUCAGAUGCCAAAGGUUUAUUCAUUUACGAUUGUGUCAAGUUAAUUUUAUAUGAGCCCAGUCCUGAGAUUGAAUUGAAUGACCCAGAAGUUAAAUAUUUGAAAACAUUUCUUGAUCUCAUCGAUGUUUAUGGCCAAUAUAUCGAAUCAUUGACUAUCUUAACCUUAGACUGUCAACAACUUAAAAUUUUGUCAAACCUAUUGACAGGUGAUAAUUGGAAAGAUUUGGAUGGCAAUUAUCCUGCGUAUCCUGAAGAUGUUACCCAUCUAACAAUUGGUAUUCCUGUUUGGUAUGAUUUUCGUUAUGUAACUUUACGAUGUCCUCAACUUGAAACUCUUUAUUUUUUGGCUCGAGACUCAUGGAACCUUGUGACACAUCAUCAAUUUGAUUCUUUUCAACAUUAUAGUUUAAGAAACUUGUUCCUUGAAUUUUGGGCCAACGACUAUUGUCACAUUGAUCCAUGGGUCUAUGUGAAAUUAUUUCCCAAAAUACGCCAAUUGGCUAUCCGUGAUCAUCCCAAGCUUGACGAUUCUUCCGUUUACUCGCAUCUGGUUUCACUCCGUUAUCUGGAUAAUCUUGAUGUACGAGGUUGUCCCAAAGUUUCACCUUCAUCGACUGAAAAAAUAAUUUGGAAUGCUCAGUGUGAUUUACCCCAUCGUGUUAAUUAUUUUUGUGGUCCUUACGAAAGAGUCAAUUUUGUCAAAAUAAAUGCUGACUUUAUAUUUACUUCUUGGAAACUUGGUUCUGUCAAUCCAUUUGAUUUGUAUUCAAUGUUGGCUCGACAGUUGUUAAGUGCUGGUCAAAGGCUAACCUAACUCAGCACAUUGUCCAACAAUUUGGCUUUCACAAACUCUGUAUAUAUUUGCUUAUCACGAUGUUCAUGUCAAAUAUUUAUACAUAGAUGCGUAAAAAUAUUGUAUAUAAAUCCUGGAAUACCUGUAAAGACCAUUUAAGUUUCAGUAUCAAUCAAUAAACGGUUUUUGAAUGUGA